UCAGGCGUGUAAUUUGCACGGAACGAAGUUACUAGAGUCCGUCAUCUUCGGUCAGUCGAGUCAGCUAGUAAGCCAGCCUCUGUGUUAAUAGACGUUAUAUAACGAGUGUUUUUAAGCAAAAAUUGCAAGUCAAGUUGCCGUUCGUGCGUCGUCGAGUAUUUUGUAUAUGUUUGUGUUGCAACAAACAGUGGUUAUUCCCCAUUAUUUUUGUUUUCUUGUUGCAACAAUUGCAACUCGAUCGAUAUUAUUUACGUAUUGAAACUUGAUACCUACUAUUUUAUAAUAAAUUGUCUUAAAGACGCUGAUGGAAUUAUAAUUUUAAAGAGCCAUCGACACCUCUAAUUUUUGUUGUGCAUUGUGUUUACGGAUUAAAAGUAGUUAAAAAAUAACAUCCAUCAUUGUCUACAACGGUACCUUAUUUAUGAAGUUUGACAGAACUCGCACCAUUAAAGUGUAACUUGGGCUUUAUUUAUUUUGAAAGUUUUUUUCUUUUUAAAUCAUUUGGCACACACGUCCAUUUUGAUUGUGAAACAACAAAAUAAAAUUGAAUUUGAAAAAAAAGAAAGAAAUAAAAUGAAAAAGUCAAUUGUUGUUUUGUUGACAUUUUGGAUUGCCUCUGUUGCUGGUUAUGGAUUCGGAAGGUGUCCCAAAUACCCUUCGAUGCCUAAAUUCAAUAUGACACGGGCCCUAGGACAAUGGUUCGAAGUAGAAAGGUCAUUCUAUUUGCCAGAAAUUGCAUCAGGAUGUACAACUCUAACAUUUCAACCAGCAAUUUCCAAUCGAGAAGAUGAUCCAAGCCUCAACAGUGUCUAUAAAUUAGAAGUUGCCAUCAAAACUGUCAAUAGAUUAACUGGAAAUCCUUCUGUAAAUUUGGGUUAUGCUACUCCAGAAUCUCGCAAAUCAUCUAUAAUGGAUUUUAAGUUCAAUACUCGCUUCCCAGAUGUCAUAGCAAGACUUUUACCUGGAUCAGGAAAAUAUCAAGUUCUUUACACAGAUUAUGAAAACUUUGCAAUUCUAUGGUCCUGUUCGAGUUUAGGCUCGAUUGGCUAUUCAGAUCAAAUUUGGAUUUUCGGAAGGGAACGUGAUUUUCCAGCUGAAAUUCGAGUCAAGAUAUAUGAUGCAUUGAAAAAAUUAAGCUUAGAACCUGAUAGAUUAGUUUUAAGUAAAAAUAAAAAUUGUCCUGCUACACUUUGAAAAAUUAUUUAUAGAAUAGAUAUGUAUGAAUAAUCCCCAGGUACUGCUUUUAGAUAUAAAAAAAAAAAUGUAUCAAUCUCAGUUUUAAUUAUAAUAAUUAUAUUUCCAGAAUCUAUAUUAUUUAAGAUUUUAUAAGGACCUGUGAUAGUCAAUUGUUAUUAGAU
Messenger RNA from Episyrphus balteatus (marmalade hoverfly), 1358 nucleotides. RefSeq names its product apolipoprotein D. Bases 574 to 1194 code for a protein of 206 amino acids. NCBI's taxonomy places the organism in Eukaryota, Metazoa, Arthropoda, Insecta, Diptera, Syrphidae. The transcript has 4 exons. The record is from RefSeq and is a predicted model, not a curated record.